AUGACCGAAAACCUGUCGAAUACGUCCAAUCAUCAGAGACUGGACGAAAUGUUUAUUCAUCUGACACCAAAAGGUGCCACCGUGCCGUACAGCUUGUGUGUGGAUAGUGAACGUAACGUUUGGGUGGCUUCAAAAGGUGGUUUAUUCAAAUUCGAUUCAACCGGCAAAAAUCUGCUGUUCGAACGCCGGAAUCCGUUCCCGAAGAAGAUAUCACCGUACUGUCAAGUGCUCUAUUGUGAUGGGAAGAUAUUGUAUGCGUACGCAGAAGAGCAGUCGGCCUCAACGGAAUUCAGGAUUUUAGAUUUGUGCGGU
Molecule: messenger RNA, 312 nt
Organism: Anisakis simplex (herring worm)
Lineage: Eukaryota; Metazoa; Nematoda; Chromadorea; Rhabditida; Anisakidae
Source: the annotation of a GenBank genome assembly